Messenger RNA from Dovyalis caffra, 1689 nucleotides. Lineage: Eukaryota; Viridiplantae; Streptophyta; Magnoliopsida; Malpighiales; Salicaceae. The record is from the annotation of a GenBank genome assembly.
AUGGUUAAGAUCAUCAGGCUUUUAGGUUUUAUUUUUUUUCUGAUAAUUCAGUACAGUACUGUAAAUGGGAGAAUCCAUCGUCAUAAGUUUGUGGUGAAAUCAUCUUCAUAUACUCGACUAUGUAAUACAAAGGAAAUCCUGACAGUAAAUGGAAAAUUCCCAGGGCCAACUUUGAAAGCCUAUAGAGGCGAUAAACUCACAGUAACAGUCUACAACAGAGCAAAAUACAACAUCACUCUUCACUGGCAUGGAGCGAGACAAGUAAGAAAUCCAUGGUCAGAUGGGCCAGAAUAUAUCACACAGUGCCCUAUUCAGCCAGGAGGAGAGUUUGAGUACAGAAUCAUUUUGAGUAGAGAAGAAGGAACAAUAUGGUGGCAUGCUCAUAACAGUUGGGCAAGAGCAACAGUUCAUGGAGCCUUCAUUAUUUAUCCAAAGCCUGGAUUUCACUAUCCCUUCCCCAAGCCUCAUGCUGAGAUUCCAAUUCUACUAGGAGAGUGGUGGAAGAAAAAUGUGAUGGAAAUACCAGGAGAUGCAAAUAUAACAGGAGGUGAGCCAACUCUGUCAGAUGCUUUUACUAUCAAUGGAGAACCAGGAUAUUUGUAUCCCUGCUCCAUAAAAGGAACCUUUAAAAUGAUGGUGGAGCAAGGAAAAACCUAUCUGCUUCGGAUAGUUAAUGCAGUAAUGGACGAAAAUCUAUUCUUUGCGAUCGCAAAACACAAGCUGACUAUAGUAGGAAAAGAUGGGAGUUAUUUGAAACCAUUUACAACAGACUAUCUAAUGAUCACCCCUGGCCAAUCCAUGGACGUGUUGUUUGAAGCAAACCAACCUCCCAGCCACUAUUCCAUGGCUUCUAGGGCAUACUCGAGUGCUUUUGGGGCAGGUUAUGACAAUACAACAACAACAGCCAUAAUACAAUAUCAUGGCAUUUAUCAACCACCAAAAUCUCCUCAUUUCUCCCCUCUUCCUCCAUAUAAUGCAACUCGAGCAUCUGCAGACUUCACUAAGCAGUUUCGGAGUCCAGGAAAAGUCCAAGUUCCACAAAAAGUUGACACUCAUUUGUUCUUUACAACGUCUGUGAACCUACUGAACUGCAGUACAGAUAAACCUUGCGCAGGUCCCUUCGGUAAAAGGUUUUCAGCUAGUGUGAAUAACAUUAGCUUUGUGACUCCUCCAUCAUUGGAUAUCCUUCAAGCUUACUAUUAUGGAAUUGAUGGCGUUUUUGAGAGGAAUUUUCCUCGUAAACCGCCUAAUGAAUUCAAUUACACUGCUGGUAAUCUCCCAGCCAACUUGUUGACACCAAGUUUCGGUACUAAGGUGAUGGUUUUGGAGUACAAUGCUAGUGUUGAGAUAAUUCUUCAAGGGACAAAUGUGUUGGCUGCUGAUAACCAUCCCAUUCAUUUACAUGGCUAUAGCUUUCACGUGGUUGGAUCGGGCUUUGGAAAUUUUGACCCAACAAAGGAUCCUUCAAGAUAUAAUCUUGUUGAUCCACCUGAGGAGACUACAGUUGGAAUUCCUCAUAAUGGAUGGGUAGCAAUCAGAUUCAGAGCAAAUAACCCAGGUGUGUGGUUACUACAUUGCCAUAUCGAGCGCCAUGUAACUUGGGGGAUGGGUAUGGUGUUUCUGGUGAAAAAUGGAGCUUCUCCUCGAGCUCGAAUUCUUAAACCACCUCCUGACUUGCCAAAAUGUUGA